Messenger RNA from Oncorhynchus keta (chum salmon), 1690 nucleotides. RefSeq names its product vesicle-associated membrane protein 5 (gene vamp5). The record is from RefSeq and is a predicted model, not a curated record. Gene Ontology annotation, biological process: vesicle fusion; SNARE complex assembly; vesicle-mediated transport. The transcript has 3 exons. Gene Ontology annotation, cellular component: plasma membrane; SNARE complex. NCBI's taxonomy places the organism in Eukaryota, Metazoa, Chordata, Actinopteri, Salmoniformes, Salmonidae. Gene Ontology annotation, molecular function: syntaxin-1 binding; SNAP receptor activity. The coding region runs from base 276 to 623 and encodes 115 amino acids.
AGAAAAGGGGUGGAUGUCACCCGACCCGACCAGUAGACUUCAGUGAAAGUGGAAGAGAGUAGAUCAGGAAAAAUAAAGAAUAUCGACGAAAAGAAAGAUUGCAACGAACUGUAGCCAACUGCAAAUGAUAUAAGGUUAAAAUAAAAGUUUGACAUAUCGGAAAAUCAUCUUGGAUAAAGACAACAUUUGUUUGAACACAAAGUUUAUGCCAAGACGCAAUGCAUUGUGUUCAGUGACAGUUUUACGACGGGAAUAGAGAUAGUAACGUGAAAGCAAUGGAGAAUGGGAAGAACCGCCUGCAGCAGGCCCAGGAGGAGGUGGAAGAGGUGAAGGUGAUCAUGCUAGAUAAUCUCAACAAGGCUGACGAGAGGUCAGGCAAGCUGGGAGAACUGGAGAACAGGGCCGAUGAACUUCUGGAGAAGAGUAAGGCUUUCUCAAAGUCUGCUGGAAGAGUUAAACAACAGAAGUGGUGGGAACACAUGAAAAUGAAAGUGUUGCUGUCCGGUAUAGGGGUUGUCGUGGCAGCCAUCAUCAUUGGGAUUGUUGUAUGGACAGCGUUUGGACCUGACGACCGCAGCUCAAACAGCUCCACUGCUGUAGAGCAGCCCACCUCAGGGCCUUAGGAUCAUAGACUGUCUGUCAGAGCAAAGGACAUGGAGGAAAUGAAGAUGGAAGAUGGAGAUGGAGACAGGGGCAAUCGAGGCCUCCCCGGAAAUAAGGAGUCAAUCAGACAAGAAUAGUGCAUGUAGAUGAAUAUAUAGAUUUAUUAACCUGGUCCCAGAUUUGGGACCAAACAUUUGGCAUGACAUUGAGCGACAAGCAGUUGGUAUGAUGAUAGCACAAACAUGCUUUCCACCUGAGCUCAAUAUAAGUUUUGUGGGUUGACUUUUCGUAACUUUUUAAUUUGUGAUAUUGUUUAUUUUUAGAAGCAUUUUAGGCUCCGUGCUCAGUGUGUAGAUCGUUGAAUGAAAUGGUACCAUCACUAGCUCAGCUGCUUCCCAAUUCAGUAUCGUCUUCAACUGUCCGUAGUUGGUCAGGCUCACUAGUUUAACAUUCAUACUCAGAAAGGCUUCAGCCUUACCAUAGGAUUUGGUAUAUGUGCAUGUUUGGUCAGUUCAAAUAAAAAAUAUUGUGCCUUUGGUAUGUUAAAAAGCAAAAAUCACCAUUGGAUGAAUUGUGUAUCCUUUCUUUCAGUAUUCCAUGUAAGCUGAAAAAUUAUAAUUGUCAUGACAUUUUAUGAGUAAGUCAUUUCAUGUCAUUCUUCCUUUUUUUCUGGUCAAAAGAAACAUAAGAAAAGGAAAAAAAAAAUAAACUUAAUUGUAUUUGUAUACAAAACACUUAUGUUUGAGGAAAGUUUGUUUCUGUGGGCAAUGCAGUGUGAGUGCCUCUGUUACAUGUGUCAUUCAUUAGCCUACAGGUAAGCAAUGUGUACAGUAUCAAAAACCGCUGCAGAGAAAUUGCAUCAUCUCUUCACUUAUCUUCUUAACAUAUGAGUUUGUCAUUUUGGUGUCCUCUCUAUUUGUAACCUCAUCCUCAUGCUCAAUUGUUAGCCGGCGGGUGGAUGAGAUUACCCUAUUUGUUACUGAUUUUCCUUUCCCAAUUGUUUUUUUACCCAUGAGCUAUUACCAUCUCAAAUACAUGUAAAACUGUAGUGCACAAUUUGUAAAAUAAAAAAUAAGUUGAUAAGUUA